Homalodisca vitripennis (glassy-winged sharpshooter) is the source of this 469-nucleotide messenger RNA. RefSeq lists its product as uncharacterized. The record is from RefSeq and is a predicted model, not a curated record. The transcript has 4 exons. The coding region runs from base 68 to 469 and encodes 133 amino acids. NCBI's taxonomy places the organism in Eukaryota, Metazoa, Arthropoda, Insecta, Hemiptera, Cicadellidae.
UUUGGCCUAACCAACUAUCUUCCAGAGGAGAGAGCUUUUGCUCCAUGGAAACGCUUUCUUUGUCAAUAUGAGGUUCUUGAUCAAUAUCUAUUACAACACACCCACCGGAGAUGGUCUUCAGGAGUACGCCCGCAGGACUAUGCUACCGGCAUUCAAUUUCCUUUUGGGAAACCUUGGACCAAACAAAGACAAUUUCUUGUUUACAACGACAGUGGCGGCGGCAGGACUCUUUUCUUGUGAAGUCGGUCUCCCUGAGUGUAGAAUAUUAACUAAGAACACAUUUGACGUCUGGCGCAAGAAUUCCUCAUACGAGAUCCCACCUUUUGUAAAGCAGACCGUUCUGUGCACCGGCCUCGAAAUGGAACCUACAGUUGAAACUUUUCUGGAAGUUUGGACAUUCUAUAUCUCCUCUGAUAAUGAUGCAGAAAAGAGAACAAUCAUGUAUGCAAUGGGUAUCUGGACACUGUGA